UAUACACAUGUGUGUUAGUUCAAGUGGUGGCUUGAAAUAAACAUCUUAAUUUACCAUGAAGUCAAUCUGCAUGUGGAAAAGGCUCCUUCUUAACCUAUGGAUACACAUUGGUUUUAUGCCUGGAUUACAUUGCAAUACUGGAAUCAUUAAUCAUCUGUCAAAGGAAGAUGUCUUACUCCUAAAGGAUGAGAAAAACCCUAAGUGUUUCACUCGCAGAGAAGAGGAUUUUACCUGCUUCUUUGAGACCACAGACAACAAGACUUAUGAACUCCUCUAUAAAUAUACAUUCGGGCCCAUGAAGAGGUGUGAAAUGUCUGUCCAGAGAACAGAAGAGGGGAAUUUUCUGCACAUCUGCCUGUUUCCCAGUUCAGAUGUUUAUACAUAUACGGAAAUCAACAUUCAGGUGGUGGAAUGCACCUCCAACAUCAGCACCUACAGUCGGAGCGUUUAUGUGGAGGAGCAUUUUCUUUUGGAUCCUCCUUGGAAUGUGUCCUUAGACCCAAAUGGAAAUGUGGGACAACUGCAGGUUUCAUGGCAUACAGAAUAUGAGAAGUACAUGGAAGAAGGCAAAAAAUAUAGAAUUCGUUAUUCCUCCAAUUCCCUUGGGGAGAAGACAGUAGAGGCAAAGAAUACCGACAGCUGCAGCCUUGUGCUACCACCAGGUGAAGUAGUCGAGGUCCAGGUUGCUCUCAAAUAUGGUUAUGAUCCAGUUGCAGGGCACUGGAGUAGCUGGUCCCAACCUGUGCGAGCUGCAGUUCCCCAACGUGCAGAUGACAUCUCAUUAGCAUGCUACACCUCUGACCUGCAUAAUGUUGUCUGUCAAUGGAAAGGACAAAAAUUUGGAGUAGAAAAUGAUUACAAACUUUUCUACAAGAUGGAGCUCGGAGAAUCCUUGAAUUGGAGUAACUGGACUGAGUGUCUAGCUGAUGAACGCCACACUGACCAGUGCUCUUUUUAUGGAAAUACGUCCAGACAAAUGAGGGUCAAGCUCAGCAGCCCUUCAGCACCUCUCAGCAGUACCUUCUACUCUGAACCAUUCAUGCUCAGCAACAGCAUUAAACCACUCCCGCCACAUCAUCUAAAAUAUGCAUUUAGACAAGACAAGUUGUGCUUGGAGUGGGAAGCUCCUCUUCCAUCCCCGCAAACCAAUUUGCAAUAUGAGGUUGAUAUUCAGACCAAAGGAGAAAAGCAGCGGAGGAGGAUAAUAUGCCCAGAGACUGUUAUCUGUGAGCAGGUUCCGUUGAGUAGCCAGUUCUGGGCUAAAAUCAGAGCCAAACCUAAUGAGUCCAAUCAUUUAGGCAGCUGGAGUGACUGGUCUGAUAUCCUGACUGGUUACACCCAACCUGAUUUAGGAAUGGUGCACAGAUGGGGUAUCGUUGUUCUCAUUCCAGCCAUAGCCACCAUCUUCAUCUGCUUCAUUGGCAUUUACCACAGUAAACUACAGCAAUAUUUUUGGCCACCAGUGCCCAACCUUGAAAAAGUUCUACACGGCUUUAUGACAGAGAUAAACAAGCACAAAUGGGAUUCACCUGUUACUGCAAAGCAGUGCUUUGAAGAAACCACUUCAUCUGUGGUGGAGAUCAUGGCUGAAGGUGAAGUUCCCAGUUUGGAAAAACUAUCAGAAGAAUCUUCUGAGUUCCUGUCACUUGAUGGAAGCUUUUCUAGUGGAGAGCUGGCCACUGGGAGUCCUGGAACUGAAGUCUUCCCAGAUUAUGUAACUCUGAAUAAAGAAAUUGUCAUUGCUUGCCUUGAAGGAAACAGUUACGUGAGUGAGUUGACAAUAGAGAAAAGAGAUUCUGAGGUGGGAGAUGAGCGCCUCCAAAUUUAUAAUUGUUCCUGUACUGAUAGCUCAUCUUGUGUUAAACCUUACUCAGACUUUACUAAUCAUUGCUACUUACUUAUAACAGAGUCUACAGAGAGGUUUAGCUGCAAGAUCCAUGGUGUAAAGGGUCCAGGUAACCUCUAUACUAACCUGCCUUGCAGCUAAAUGCUCACUGAAGCCAGUGCAGUUUGUCUAGUGGUGCAGAUUUGAUGUGUGCUUUCAAACUGACCCCAGAGCACACUUUAAAUCUGAACAGUCCCAUAAAUUCAAGUUAGCUCUAAAAAAAGAGUAAAGCUGUACAAACAUCUUUGGAUUGACACACUUUGGCUUCAGUGAGGGAGUGUACUGACUUAUUUGAUUCGUAACAGCUGUAAGUUUUGAUCAUAGCUUCUCAUUGGUCACUUUUGGUCCACUGGCCUUGAGUUAUGACAGGUGGGGCCCAGCUAGACUCGAUAAAACAUACUUUUUGUACUGCUAGUAGAACAUGGACAAAUUUAUGAAAGUACCAAUGGGUACAAAAAAGAGACAAGAAAGUAUGACAAGACACAUAUUGCCCUGGCUAUGACCUCAUAACGGUCAAGUAAUGAUAAUGUGGUGAUCAUCUGACACUACGAAACCAAAUAAGUUACAACUUCACUUCGGGACUUCUCAUCCUAAACACAAAGAAAAGCCUAGUGAUUACCUCAGAAAUAAACUACUCACCUGUCAUUAAUAGCAGAGUUCUUUUACCAAAGCAAAAGUAGCAAUUAGCAGCCAAUAAAUGAAAAAUACCAGACUAUUUCUCUGCUAAACAAUAUUAUUUUGUGGUGCAUUUCCCUAUAUGUUGCAUUGUAUGGGUUGUGCAGCACUUUAUUUUUAAGGUACUAUAUAAAUAAAUAUGGUAUGGUAAGGGUUGGGGUACACAUGGUAGUGAUGGUGGGAGAGGGGAUGAGGGGGCGCCCCCUUGAGAAAAAGUUUGGGAAACACUGGUUUAGCUUAGGGCCCUGCAAUGAACUUGUGACCUGUCCAUGGUGUAUCCUGCCUCUCACCUGCUAAAUGCUGGGAUAGGCUUCAGCUACCCCGCUAGAUAUUGGAUGGAUGGAUGGAUGGAUGGAUGGAUGGAUGGAUGGAUGGAUGGAUGGAUGGAUGGUUUAGCUUAGUGUACAGAGCAAGAAUACAGUUGCACCACAACACAUACAGUUCACUUUAAACAUGGGACCAUGAAGUAAUUGGUAUAACUUUGUACAUUCUUCAUAUGUAGCAUGAAAGUUACUUUCAACUUCCUCAGUGUUGUGUUUUUUUCUGUUUAGAUUUUUUUUUUUUUUUUUUUUUUUUUUUGUGGAGCAUUCAGGUUUUAUGCUCCUUAAAUGUGGAACAAACUCCCAGAAAACUGCCGACUUCAGAAGAAAACUUUUCUAUUUGCUGCCUUUUAUUAAAAUAACUGUUAUUUUCUCACACUGAAACUUUAUUUCUUUAAUUUUCUAUUUUAUGU
Melanotaenia boesemani (Boeseman's rainbowfish) is the source of this 3293-nucleotide messenger RNA. It is a transcript of the gene mpl, whose product is annotated as MPL proto-oncogene, thrombopoietin receptor. Bases 56 to 1987 code for a protein of 643 amino acids. Gene Ontology annotation, molecular function: cytokine receptor activity; protein binding. The transcript is spliced from 12 exons. Gene Ontology annotation, cellular component: external side of plasma membrane. Gene Ontology annotation, biological process: hemopoiesis; cytokine-mediated signaling pathway; positive regulation of cell population proliferation. NCBI's taxonomy places the organism in Eukaryota, Metazoa, Chordata, Actinopteri, Atheriniformes, Melanotaeniidae. The record is from RefSeq and is a predicted model, not a curated record.